CUCCUGGUGUGAUCCAUUAGCUGCACGGAUGAGUCCCAGUGCCUCAGGAGGCUGCCGCUCUCACUCCGCUCUCAUGGUCCUCUCAGGGAGUGAUGGUCAGUAAAGAGGCAGGCCGCUUUGCCCUGUCAAACUCUGAGUCAGACUCAGAGUGUGGAGGUCCGACCCUUGGGGGAGAGAGUGGCGUGUGUGCGGACGUAGCACGCAAGCGGAACAAAGCCCUGCAGGUCCGCUUCAAGGACAUCUGCGAGGCCCAGAAUGAGGUGGCACGCUUAGCCCGGGUCACUAGGGGGCGCUCUGUCUCAUGCAAGAUUGUACACAGGAGGUACAUGACCAUGCCAGCACGCCGUUCCAUCCCCAACGUGACAAAGAGUACUGCAGUGCAGACCUCACCCGACCUGAGGAAGCGCUAUCAGACUUUCCCCUUCGAGCGUAAGAAGGGACACACUAUCAAACACACAGCUUUGGUGGAGAAUUACCAGGGCCAGAACAAUGGGUUCUUGAGUGAUGUGAAGGGUGGGGAGGAGGAGCAACCAUGCAGUGACAAUGUACAGAAGACUCGAGUGCUUCUGCACAGCAUGCCACCAUGCAGCAACAUGCAGGACUUGUGCACUGGGCCAGACUGCCCAGAGAACAAACUCUGCCCCAGCAGGGAGAUGAACACAAACUCUGACCAGUUGGAUCUGGGGAUAGAGGGAGGAACCCAGGGAGGCAGGUCAAAGCACAAAGGAUUACCUAAUGAGAGUGAAGAGGGGGCAGGACAAGGCCCAAUCUGUUCCAAGACCUCCUCCUCCACUUACUCAAUGCAACCUCUGCAGGACAGGGGGGGCACUUCAAAGGUCACUGGCCCCAUUGCAUGGACAUCUUUGACACAGGUAGAAUGUCUGGAGAGUCCUUCUACACAUUGCAAGCGCAUAACAGAAGCAGCACAGUUGAACGGCCUGCAGUCCCAGGCCCGGGAGGCCCUCCAGGCUCACUAUCAUGGUGGCCACGGGAGCAUGGACCCUCAGGUGGCCACCAGUGCUCGCAAGUGUGUGCAGGUGAUUCCACUGCCCGGGGUGGAGGGGGAUGUGAAGGCUAGGUUGCAAGCCAUGGAGACUCUCAUCAGCUCCAGCCAGGAGACCAUCAAGGUGCUGCUGGGGGUCAUUCAGGAGCUGGAGAAAGGAGAGGCACAGCGGGAGGGCAGACUGUCAUACCGAACAGGGCAGGAUACAGCCAACUGUGACACAUGCCGGAACAGUGCCUGCAUCAUCUACAGUGUGGAACUGGACUUUAAGCUGCAAGAAGACAAACUGCAGCCCUUGAUGAAAAGACUGUGUCCAACAGUGGAUUUGCCCUACACAUCCCUGCCUUACUCCCAAGAAGUGUUCACGUCCACCCCAAAACGCAAAUCUAAGACUGAGGCCAAGAAGCAUGCACGCUGGAAACUGUGGUUCCUCUGAUGGAUGUUGUUCUGAACAGCUUCCUUUGAUCCGUGAAUCAUGUUCUAUCAAUAUUUGGAGACCAGUAUAUAAAAUUCUGCACUGAGAAAUGUAUAUGAGGAAACGCUGCUGUUCUGUGCUUUGUGAUUGUAGCACUGGGGACUGUAUCAGUGGUUGGAUUUUACUGAGGAAUAUCCUUUGUUUUCAUUUCACAAUCUUUUAUAAACCCUGAGACUGGGAACUGCUGAGAAUUCACCUGCUAUCAUAUUUGCUGAAGAGGAUUCCACAUAAGGUUCCAUGACUCAUUUGCAAAGCGCCCUGUAGAGCAGACAGGAACUUCAAAUAUAAAAGCUAACUCACCAAGAUGCCAAUCUGGAUGUGCACCUUCACUGGCAUUUAAUCACAAGAAAGCACAAACUUUGGGAAAUAUAAAGUGGACAUUUUAUCUAAAACUCGUUUUUUCCCUUCCCAUCUGUCUUUCUCUCUCUCUAUAAUGUUUGCCCAUUUUUUCAGUGAAAGAGGGUGUUUACAUAAAAAUUGUCCAUAUUCUAAGUUAUUCUGAAAGAAGGUGUGUGAAUGCAGAAUCAGUCAACUGCAUGCACAAACGUUAUGACUUUAUAAACAUAUUUUUUUCAUUUAAAAAAAUGUUGAGGAAUUAAAUGAGUAGUUUGUAAUAUGCUGUGAACUAAAUAAUGAUUAAAUUUCCCUGUGAGUGUUCUUGGAAAAAAAUAUUUCUAUAAAAGAUAUUGAUUUUUUUUCUAUUUAAAGAAAGAGUGUCUUUCACAUUGAACAAUGCCUAUGGUAGUGUGACAGAGACAGCAGAUUUUUCAAACACAAUGAAAUUCAGUUACAUUGUGUCUUCAUAGAGUAAUUUAAAUGUUUUGUACAAUGCCACCCAAGUAACAGAAAUCCUGGGUACAUAUCUAGCUGUAGCUGUCAAAGAGUACUAUUCCUAAAUCCACAAAACCGAAGAGUGAAAUAAUACUGGUGAAAAAAGAGGGCUAUGUAAAUAUCUUAUUUAUGUUUUCAAACAUUACUCAGACAGCUUUGCAUUGGUUCCUCAAGAAUUUUUAAAUUCUUUCAAAUGACUGCCUAGCCUACUUUGAUUCCUGUGUCGACUAAAUUGUUUUGUCUUGCACUCCACUAAACUAGAGAUAUGACCAUCACCUACUACAAAUUUCAGUUGUGUCCAAACAUGAGCUAGAUCAUAUGUUUUCACAUUCAUGAACAUAUUAUUGCAGAAUUACAUUUAAAUUGCAUCGUCUAGACUAGCUUUUACUGUAGCAUAAUGAGACAGAUGCAUCGCUAUACCUUGGGAAAGUGCAAUUGAUUUAUAUUGUGCAAUAUAUUCUACAUUUUAUACUCUUUCUACCCACAAACAA
Electrophorus electricus (electric eel) is the source of this 2800-nucleotide messenger RNA. RefSeq names its product inhibitory synaptic factor 2Ab (gene insyn2ab). Gene Ontology annotation, biological process: inhibitory postsynaptic potential. Lineage: Eukaryota; Metazoa; Chordata; Actinopteri; Gymnotiformes; Gymnotidae. Gene Ontology annotation, cellular component: postsynaptic density. The record is from RefSeq and is a predicted model, not a curated record.